Messenger RNA from Cavenderia fasciculata, 3711 nucleotides. RefSeq lists its product as uncharacterized. Bases 1 to 3711 code for a protein of 1236 amino acids. The record is from RefSeq and is a predicted model, not a curated record. Lineage: Eukaryota; Evosea; Eumycetozoa; Acytosteliales; Cavenderiaceae. The transcript is spliced from 4 exons.
AUGAUUUUUUCGUCUGUCAACCUUUUCUUGAAAGCGAUAUUUUAUUACAAUAAUUAUAAUAAUAAUAAUAAUAAUAAUAAUAAUAAUAAUAAUAAUGAUAAUAAUAAUAAUAAUAAUAAUUCUCCAUUCCAGCAUAACAACAAAGACACUAUUAUUAUUAAACAACAAUUAAAGAUGGAUAUUUUACCUCCAAUCUCUGAAUCACUUGGCAAUGACCAAGUCAACAACAAUAAGGUUGAUACUACAUCAACCACCACUUCCACUACUACUGAAAAUGAAGUAACAUCAGGUGAGGAUAACACAUUUUAUGCUCAAUCAUCAAUUGAUAUUUCAUCGUCAUCAUCAACAUACGAUGACUCAGUAACAUUUGAUGGUAUUCUUCGUACCAGUAUUCAUGUACCUGUCAACACUAGCGAUAGAAAGCAAAUGUUGAUUGUAUUGGUCGACAAGAGUGCGUCGAUCCGUUACGUAUGGCCACAAAUCCAAAGCACUCUCUUGUCACUUUUCCAAAUUGUUUUUAAUCAUCAUCAAGAAGUAAUCCUGGAAAUCAUCUUUUUCAAUAAUACUGCUUAUCAAAUGAAAUGGACAAAGGAUAAUUAUAAAGAAUUAAUUCAAAAUGAAAGACCAACUGGAAAGACAUGUUUUGCAGCUACAUUUAAUUUAUGUGGAGAUAUUUUACGUGGAUAUUAUAAAAAGGGAACUGAUUUCCUUUCCGACAAGUAUUAUGAUCCAAAGACUGAUACUUCCAUCAUCUUUUUGACAGAUGGCAGUCAUACAACUGUUCGUGACCAAAAGGCUGCUUUUACAAGUUUGAAAUCAUUGAUCAAAUCGAUUACUUGUGCUGCCAUCACUGUUCAUACAAUGGGGUUCACUGAAAACUCUCGUUUUACCGAUCUCGAUGGUAUCCGUAGAAUGCUUGGUACCAAGGAGGGUGUGUAUCAGUAUUGUGAUCCAUCCGAUGGUCCACACGCACUCCAAGACAAGUUACGUUUUAUCUUUGGAUUGGUAUUGGCCAACUCUGACACUGCAUCGGUACAAGUGUCGUUUGCAGAGGGUGACCAUAUCACAUUUUUAGACUCUGGUAGUCAUACUGCCACCUUUACCGUUGCAUUGGAUGCAAAUGGUGACUCUGAAAUUAAUACAUCGAUUUGUAUUGGAUCUGAAUCACCAGCCAUCUUAAUCUCUACCGGAACAACAACCUCUGAACCAUUGGAAUUGGAUAUUAGAGUAGGUACAUCUUUGGCAACUACCAACCAUAUCAUUCCAACCCGUCCAUCUGCCACACAGGCCAACAACAAAUCAAUGGUCUAUCUUUUACAAUUAGUUCGUAUUGAAUCAUCACUCAAGACAUUGAUGGAAGUACUCAAGAAACAUGAUGCUAAAAAUACUCCAACUCAAGAAAACAAGUUAGAUUAUUCAAAGCGUAUUCUUGCCUUUCAAAAAGAGUUGCGUGAAAUUGACAAUACUACCAUCUUUUCAGUCAUUGGAAAGGACAAGGUUGCACGUCAAGAAGUCAUCAAUCUCAAGACCAACUGUCAAAACCUCUCUUCCAAGCUGUCAGAGAUUGUCAAUCAAUGGUUAAAGUCUGAUUGGAAUGCUGUUGCAGCUGCACGUAUGGCUGAUAUUUCUUAUCAAUUCAUGUUUAGAAAUGCUGGUCGUCAAAGACGUGCUACUGCCAAGGUCACUAGAAACGCAUCGGCUAUGAUGUCUGACGCCCAACGACUUGCCGCAUUAGAGGUUGAUGGUUUGGAAGAGUUGGAGGAUAUUUCAGAUCCAGUUGAAAAGGAACUCUUGGAGGCCAGUCUCCAACUCUUUUCUUGUACCUUGUCUCUCUGCAAUUGGAGCGAAUUGAUUGAAGAAAAGGAUGUUUUGGGCUUUGGUUUGGCUGUACAGCGUCCAGAAGCAGUUAUUGACGAUCCAACCCAAUUGCGUAUCGUCGACUACUCCACCACCUUUAUUGGAAAGUCUUCGAUCGAAGAUGCACUCGCUUUGGAAAUCGCUGCCAAGGGACAGGACAAGGCCACUGGUGGCUUUGAUGGCAGUGCCAAGGUUGACAAUGUAUCCAGUGUUAUUCGUGGUCGUGGUCGUGAACCAAUCAACAGUUGGUUGCCACUCUACUUGCAUCCAUUGCAUUGGAAGACUGCCAGCUGCCAACUCCGUAGCAUUCUUGGCUAUUUUGUAACUCUUGAUCCAAUGGCCUACCAAUACGACCAAUUAAACGCAUUGUUUUUGGUUCUCGGAACCAUGGUAUCAAGAGAUAUGGGUGAGAGACAACUCUUCCUCGUCUUGCAAUUGAUCCGUACCUGUCGUGAGAUUGCCCUUCAAUUCAAGUAUUUUGCUCACAUGAAGAAUCAAUUGACUGCUCUACUCACCAAGCCACUCUACCACAUCUCUGAACAACCAAAGAAUAUCUUUGUCAUUCUCGGUUAUCUCUUGGUGCACACUGACCAAGAAUUAAAGGAAAUCAUCGAUGAUCCAAAUGUUUGGACAAAGCUUUGGGAUUCUGUCCUCGAAUCUGCUAUUCGUCGUUCUUGUUUUGGUUACUUUAGAGACAAGGAACAAAAUAUCAUUGAUCAAUUUAUUAUUAAUGUUGUUGAAGGCGAUAAGUCAACAAAUCAAGAACAAUCAAUUGAUCAACUUUUUAAUUCUUUAUCUGAAUAUGAAGUAAAGAAAGAUAUUAAAUUAUUUGAACCAGAAUCAAAGGAUUUAGAGGAAUAUUUUAAUAUUACAUUGGAUCCAAUUUCUCGUCCAGAAAAGAAUGAUUCAUUCAAGAAUGUAAAGGGCAAGUCAUUUAGCGCGAUUAGUAAAAUGUCCAACUUGUUUGAAACCAAGGGUUAUCCAACUCUUGAUUCAUUGUUCAAGUGUUUGCAAUUUGUUUAUGCUUGGAGAGGCAUUUUGAAUGGAUCAUACCGCAAGUCAUCAUCACCAGACUCUACCACUUCGAUCACCGACUAUAAUGGAUUCGAUGUGAUUGAUAAGCGCUAUGGUGUUGCACCAAGCGAAUGGAUUGAAUAUAUUAAAAAUGUCUAUGCAUCCAACAGUAACAAGGUUGUCAGUAUUGGUAAUUAUAUGGAAUGUGCUUACCAGUAUUUCCCAACUGCCACUCCAAUCGAUCAAGAAACUAGAUACACCUUGCACAUCAACAAGAUGCGUGCAAUGAUUACCCAAGGUGUUCUCUAUCGUACCAACAAGGUUGCCACUGCCAGUGUUUUAGCCGGUGUUUUCAGUGACACUACCAAGGAUCCAUUGCUUUGUGUCGAAGCAACCUACAAUCAAGUCCAACUCCGUCGUGAAGAAAUCUAUCUCAAAAUGGAAAGAGCUAUCCAAUUUAGUGAAAAGGUAUCGAGUGGUCUCAAAUCUUCAGAUAUUGAAACCUUUCUCUUUGCCAUUCCACAACACAGCGAGCCAUUCUUCCCAGAGUUUUUCCUUCACUGGAAAUCACAAAAAACCGCUACUAAUAUUGCAUUUGCUCGUGAAAAGUUGGUGUUGUUCUUGUCCAAUGUUAGAGUGACCGUUGACGAGUAUGGAACCUAUCAUACCAAACAGAUCAAAUCCUUCACUUGGAAGCCAUCUAGAAGUAAGAAUUAUCAGUUGUCUCUUGCUUGGGGCAGAGAUAAGUUUGUUGAAAUAAUCCAAGAAGUUCUUUUUAAGCAAGGAAUACAUGAAAACAAUGAACUCAAAGCUGCCAAUAUUGAAGAACUUGAUGGUUAA